This is a messenger RNA of Rotaria sp. Silwood1, 413 nucleotides long. Lineage: Eukaryota; Metazoa; Rotifera; Eurotatoria; Philodinida; Philodinidae. The record is from the annotation of a GenBank genome assembly.
AUACUAUUAGCUAUUUAUAUAUUAGCAUAUAAUCAAAUAAAUCAUUAAGAAUAAAAAAAUUUCCUUUACUAUUAAAUUUCAAUGGGACAUUAAAAAAAUUAGCCAUAGUUGUUCACUGGCUAUCGUUAUAGUUGAAGUAUGAAGUCGAAGGAAAACAAAUUUCUUGCUUUUUUCCUAAUAUUAAUAAUACAUAAUUUUCUUUUGAAGUAUUUAAUUAGGUAGUAAAAUAUUCUUUGACACUUCCAAUGGCCUAUUUGGCAAAUAUGUUAUAUCAAUCGACACUUAUUCAUCAUUCAUUAACUACUUGUCCGUUUACUAUGACUCGUUAUCUCAUAGUUAUAGCAGAUUUUCUAAUGGCGAAUACAAUUGAUCAAUUACUUGAAUAUCAUAAUCAAAACAAUUGUACAGUUUGA